AGAGCAGGGGGCGUGGCCCGAGCCGAGCUUGGGGCUUUUGCUUUCCUUCCCGUUUCCUCCGCUGAGUGAAUGGGUCCGGCCGCCUGCGCCAAGCGAUGAGAGCCAAGGCGGCGGGCGCGGAGCCGGGGGCGGCUGCAGCUGCUUCUUCUUGUUCGGCGGCGGCGGCUUCCCCGCUGUCAAGGCUGCUCUCCGCCCUCUUCUACGGGAUCUGCUCCUUCGCCAUGGUCCUGCUCAACAAGGCGGUGCUGACCGGUUACAGAUUCCCAUCUCCAGUGUUUCUUGGAGUUGGACAGAUGGUAACCACUAUUCUGAUUUUGUAUGUUUCAAAAUUAAACAAAAUCAUUCACUUCCCUGAUUUUGACAAGAGUAUUCCUAAGAAGCUGUUUCCGCUCCCUCUGAUUUAUGUCGGAAACCACAUAAGUGGAUUAUCAAGCACAAGCAAGUUAAGUUUGCCAAUGUUUACAGUCCUUCGGAAGUUUACCAUUCCUCUUACAUUAGUCCUUGAAGUUGUUAUACUUGGGAAACAUUAUCCACUGAGCAUUAUAAUGAGUGUGUUUGCAAUCAUCCUGGGUGCAUUCAUAGCAGCAGGAUCAGACCUGGCUUUUAACUUGGAAGGAUAUGUUGCUGUUUUACUGAAUGAUGUCUUCACUGCGGCAAAUGGUGUUUACACCAAACAAAAAAUUGACCCUAAGGAGCUGGGAAAAUAUGGAGUCAUUUUUUAUAAUGCCUGUUUUAUGAUAAUUCCUACAGUUCUCAUAAGUUUUUUCACUGGAGACUUUCAGAAGGCCAUCGAUUUCAAGCAAUGGACAAAUAUUUUAUUUGUCUUCCAGUUUCUCCUAUCCUGUGUACUGGGGUUUCUUCUGAUGUAUUCUAUAGUCCUCUGCAGCCAUUAUAAUUCUGCCCUUACCACCACAGUGGUUGGUGCUAUAAAGAAUGUGAGCAUCGCUUAUAUUGGAAUGCUGGUCGGAGGAGACUACAUCUUCUCUGUGCUGAAUUUCAUUGGGCUCAAUAUCUGCAUGGCAGGAGGGUUGAGAUACUCGUUUCUAACAAUACGGGGGCAGGACAGUCUUAAGCACCCCAUAGAUGAAGAAAAGGCAAUGCCAGAUGCAAAGAGCUGACUGAAGGAAGUAAAAGAAAAACUGUAAGACUCCCAGAAAUUCUAGAAGUUAAGGCUAACAGGUGUUGAAGAGGAAUGCAAAAUGAGAACUUUGCCUCAUCUUGCAUUGGAGAAUCACAGACCAAGCCAUCGUUUUUGUCAAAUGAUGACAAAUGGAAAAGUGUGGACUGCAGAUGCAUCUGGUUAUCCCUACACCAAGGCCAAUUAUUUAAGAUUUUGCAUUCUUCAGGAUGGAUGGCAUGGUUUGGUAAUGUCUUAGUUCAUCUCUGAGAAGCCUUAGAAAUGUCUAAAAGUGGAUUCUUUGCUCAGCCUAGGAUUUUGUGCAAUUACCAUGGGUGUAGGCUUUCCGACAUCUUGUCUCAUCUAUGGUUGCGGGAUACAAGCCAAAAUUCUAGCUUUUUAAAAAAAUGACUUGCUAACUCAGGGGUUUGUGGAUCAACUACAAAUUAUUGAAGAAUUACCAGCUGUUUUGCACAAGUUGUCCUUAUUGAAAAAUUCAGGGCCUUAUUUGCUUUGUACUUGAAUUGUCAAAUUUUAUCUAUAGUUCACCUGAUGGAUGGAUGGUUCUAUCAAAGGGCAGAGAAUUGGAUGAUGUGUUCUUUUGACGCCACACAGCUGAAUAAUGCAACCAGUGAAAGCCAGAACCUUUGUUGUAUUUCUAAGAAUUUUCUAGGUCCUCCUAGUGGUUCUAUGAUAUGCUUCCUUUAGAAGUUACCAUAGAGUUGCAUUGGUUAUUGGGGAUAGAACUAGGCAUUCUUCAGUUUCAGAUAACCAUGGUCUGACUGGGAAUAUGUCCUCCACAGAUAAAGGGGCAUUUACACAACUUUCUGUGAUUCUGUGAUUCCAGCCAAUUUUGUGGCUUCAGGGGGCUCCAAUGUGAUUGACCUACUUGAUGCAGUCAAUUGUCCUGGGACUGACUGAAUGUACAGAAAUGGCACCUGUAAUGCCAAAUACAUGUUCUGCCAGGGUGGCUAAAAGAAGAAUUUGGAGACUUCUGACACUUGGUAGUUUGUAUGCUUACUUCUCAGAACAGAAUUCUGCACAUAGGAAAGAACAUUUCAACUUUAUUGUUUACAGCAUCUCAAAAACCCACUCUGACGGGUUGAGGUACCUUCCAAAAUGGCAUAGGAUGUGGCAUUUGAGGUGGGUCUGUUGUGCAAUACAGAGAUUAUUAACAAUUGGGGACCUUCUUGUUUUCUAGUCUCAGGAGCUUUGUCCACCACACUCUUAUAUCUGAUCAAAAAUAAGAAAUAAGAGCAAACUUUACUCCAGGCAUCAGUGAUCUUUUAGUUGCAUCAGUAAUGAUGGAGUCCAACAACAACUGGAAAGCCAAAGAUUUCUUACCCCUUAUAUAAUAAAUAAGUGGGUAGGAUUAUGAUGUGUCUUUUUUAUAUAAAUCAUGAAAAUGAGAUUGCAUGUGUUUACAAGAUGUUUGUACUUCUAAUUAAAAUGUCAACUCUCUGUGUCUUUUCCAUAUUUUAAACCAUCAUAUUCAUAAUACAUGCAACCCCCAACUUACAAACAAGAUAGGUUUGUUCUUAAGUUGAAAGUCAGAACAGGUACAUUUUUCAAGUGUAACUCCCAUGAUCUCUCUCUCUCUCUCUCUCUCUGUGUGUGUGUGUGUGUAUAGAUAGAUAGAUAGAUAGAUAGAUAGAUAGAUAGAUAGAUAGAUAGAACAAGCAAGCUUUGGAUAGAAUAGAGAAGAGUUAACAGUUCUGUGGUGUUUGUUUUGCUUUCUGUGCCCCUGUUCAGAAGAUUUAAACUCACUUUCUGUCCCUGUGAGAAUUGGAUUUUGAAAAAAAUGGCUUGUUGUGGAAACAAGGACUGGUGCUAAAACUUCAGUGGAGACAUCUUUUCCCCAUCAUAACUCUUCCAUGACUGAAUUUCCCUUCCUAGGGACAGAUUUAUUUCAUGUUCUCUCACCCCAGUUCUUAACUAUGAGUUGUUUGUAAGUCAGAUGUUUGUAACCUGGGGAGUGUCUGUAAUCAUACUAAUGAAAAAGAAAUAAAAUCUGUAUUUGCAAAAAGCAAAUCUUCAGAAGAUCAAAGAAGAAACUUGCAUGUAAACUUUUUAUAACAUGUAUAACAUCUUGGCCACACAUAUUUCACACAUUAAAAUUCUUUAAAUAGUGCCUGUAGUUCAGUGCCUUGCACAGACUUUGAAUGGAGAUGCUCCAGUCCUCAGCAUCCACAUUUUUACAAAAAAAUGGAAGUAAGAAUAGUGGCAGUUGGUGAAUUGCAUGGUAGCAGAGUGAUGAAUCCACUUGGGUUUUAAAAGAAUUUUCAAGAAACUAUCCAAAGUGACAAAUAUAUUAAGCUGUAUGAAGGUUCAGCAUGUUGAGUAUCUUCAUUGAAAGUAAAAUCUGAGGACUGAAGUAGCCUCACUAAUCACCACUAAGUAGGAACAUGGACACACAAAAACUGCUGUCUGUCAAAAUAUAUUAUGACUUGAGGACUAAGUGAAAUAGAGACUAUGGUCUGAAUCCAGAGAGGGCUCUUUUAUCUGUGAUUAAAUAGCUGUAAUUUUGUUGAACAAAUGUCUCUAAAUGUUGCUAGGAUUUGUGAACUGAUAAGUGACUGUAUUAUAUGUGUGAGAAAAUGAAUAGAUGGAUGAAAAGGUGUCUGUGAGAAAAGAAUGUAGGUAGGUAUAUGGAUAGAGAUUGUGUGUGUAUGAGAACAAAUAGAUGAUGAAGGAAAGUUGCUCCAACUUUCAGAUCCUUUUGGUUGCCUUUUCUGUGCCCCUUUUUAGCUCAUCAGUAAUAUGUUGGAAGUUUGCUCAAAGAUACCACACUUUGGGCAGAUUUAAUUUUGAUUCCUUCAACAUGGAAUUUUCCUCUUUUCAUAAUGAGUGUAAACUGAAUCAAUAUUUUUAUCCAGUCACUCACCACAAUCCUAAGAUCCCGCUCCAGGUCAGCCACAUUGCUACAGAUAUGAAAAAGAGGAAAUCUCAGAGAAUUACAACAGCAUUAUCCCUUGUAUUAUACUUCUUUGAAUACUGCCUUGUAAUUGGUCUUGUUCCAGUUUUGUACUGAGCUACAAGAAUUUGUGGGGAUGUUUCACAGGGAAAUUUGUGUUAGGGUACCAUGCACAUUUUAAUGUCUCUUGCUUAAGGUAACAUUUCCACCAUUGACUAAAGCAUGUUUAUGUGAAUUUUUAAAUGGUAAGCAUUUCUUUAGUUAUUCACAUUUUGAGAUAUUAAUGUUGUUUUAGGCAUGUAUUAUUUAUCUGAAACUGCAGCAAACUUCACACAUGUGGGGGUUGGAGAGGCAAGGUGCCUUUCAGAUACUUUGGGUUACAACUCCUGCAUCUCCUUACCAUUGGCCAUGGUGAGCUGGGACAUCUAAGAAUUGUAGACCAAAAUUUGUGGGAAGGCAAACGUUUCCCACUCCUGACUUAGGGGUACAAAUGUGCUUCAAUAUAAAUGGGCCAUUGUUCAGUCAGUCUCUCUACAUGAUCAGCAUAGAACAAGGAGAUGCUUUAUUCUCUGUGGAUACAGACACUACACAAAUCCACCCAUUGUCCCUGUUUCUUUGUUCAUUUCAAAGAACACCAGUUAUUAAAGAAAUCUGCAUACAGAGAAGUUCUCCAUAAUUGUAAGAAAAUCACAAGGGGAAAAUACAUCUUAAGCACAGGGAAAAAAGAAGAGGUGAUAGAAAGGUCUGAUGAACUUUUGCCUAGUAAAGCCUUCCUCAAGGGACUAUAUAAAAUCAUAAGAUGUCCUUGAAUGUUAUCUAUGUUUUUUUUAUCAUCUGCUUGCAAGAUAUUAAAAACUUUAAGACCUUGUUCACAUGCUUUCAUUUGUCCAGUAAAUGUUGCGAGAGUUCCUGGUUCAGAAAUGUCUACAGUUUGUUUCUAAGUAGGUAUGUACAGGAAAUGGGCAAUGCAUAAAUGUAAUGAUUUUAUGUGAUGUGGCAUUAGGUAUUUAUAUGAUACCCUUUGAUGUUGCCCUCUAAGAAGGUCCUGCAGACCAAAAGGCAUUGGGCUCUUUCACCAAUAAACAACCAUCUUUUGAA
Messenger RNA from Anolis sagrei ordinatus, 5129 nucleotides. It is a transcript of the gene SLC35D2, whose product is annotated as solute carrier family 35 member D2. Lineage: Eukaryota; Metazoa; Chordata; Lepidosauria; Squamata; Anolidae. The record is from RefSeq and is a predicted model, not a curated record. Gene Ontology annotation, cellular component: Golgi apparatus. Gene Ontology annotation, molecular function: UDP-glucuronate transmembrane transporter activity; UDP-N-acetylglucosamine transmembrane transporter activity; UDP-N-acetylgalactosamine transmembrane transporter activity.